CUCCUCUUCCACUGGAUGGUUCUAUUGUUGGGUUUCUCGGAUCCAAUGGAGAAUAUUUAAAUUCUAUUGGAAUUUAUAACGGGCGCAAAAUGAUCAAAGAAUAUGGGCCAUAUGGUAACAAAGAAAGUUCAACAAACUGGUACAUUGAGCUUAAUGAUGGUCAGCGAUUUUCCAAAGUAUUUAUCAAACAUGGAUUCAUUGUCGAUGGAGUUGGGUUUGAAGUAUCAAGCCUUACCGGAAAAACCUACACCCAAAUGUUUAGUGGGCCUGGCGGGGAAACUACAGAGAUUGAAUUGGAUGAAAACGAGUUUAUAACACAAAUAAGCGGGAAGUAUGGAAAGUACCUUGAGAAGGAUAUCAAAAUUGGUUCGAUAACGAUCCAUACCAAUUUAGGUCGUUCAUAUGGACCAUAUGGACGUGAUGAGCAGGUCACAGAAGCUAAGCCUUUCGCAACUCCAGUGCCAUUAGAUGGCACUAUUGCUGGUUUUAAUGGAUCCUAUGGAAUUUACCUUAACUCAAUUGGAAUUUCUGACAAGUACAAGAAGGUUGACAAGUACGGGCCAUAUGGACGUGCUUAAUGCUAUUGAAGCUUAUGGUCGGAAUGUGUGUUUCGCAAUUGCUUACGUGUGCUCGAUGCGGACUACAUGAAGAGCGUCGUCAUCUUUAAUUUUUAUUUUUCUUUUUCCUAAUGUUUGUGUUUCUUUUUUCAUUUUUCAUUUUUCUUUUUCCUAAUGUUUGUGUGUGUGUUUUUUUUCGAAUAAACUCUUUUCUUUCUUUUUGAAUUUGAGCUCAGAGUUUGUUGUGUUGUCACUUAUAUUUCGUUUUUGUUGACUCUGAAUAUCAAUGGACUUUUCUUUUACUCUAAAUUGAAGUAUUGAACUAUUGUCCUCUAUUAUUUCUUUUUCUUAUUGUUAUACAUAAGAGAGUAAAUUUAUCAUGUGAGGUUGUAUGACGAUAUAUCAUAGAUGUAGGGGUGAAAGUUUGGUUUUCGGUUUGGUUUUUGGCCCAAACCGAAGCCGAACCACCAUAUUUCGGUUUCUUGAUUUCGCAAACCACACCGCACCACUUUCUCUUUGAAACCGAACCGAACCGAACCAAACCACCUAAAUUUCGGUUUUCUUAAAAAAAACCAAACCGCACCGAAUUUUCCUAUCAAGCAUCAUGAACAUCAAAUUUUGCAAAAAAACCGAACCGAACCAAACCAAUUAAAACCGAACCAAACAAAACCAAACCAAUCUAGGGUAUUAAUUAUUACCAUCCCACCUUAUCACCACCAACACCCACCCACCACCCAUCACCCUGACCACCUAAAACCCACCCACCACCCACCCUAACCUACCAAAACCACCGAAACUCACCACCCAUCCCCCAAAACCACCCGAAACCCACCCGCCAUCCACCCUAAGCCAUCAAAAACCACCCGAAACCCACUCAUCAUGCAUCAACCCGAAUCCAUCAAAAACCACCCCUCCACCCACCAAAAACUGAAGAAACCCACCAUCCAUCCUGACCACCC
Chenopodium quinoa (quinoa) is the source of this 1516-nucleotide messenger RNA. RefSeq names its product mannose/glucose-specific lectin-like. Lineage: Eukaryota; Viridiplantae; Streptophyta; Magnoliopsida; Caryophyllales; Amaranthaceae. The record is from RefSeq and is a predicted model, not a curated record. Bases 90 to 578 code for a protein of 162 amino acids. The transcript has 4 exons.